This is a messenger RNA of Westerdykella ornata, 987 nucleotides long. RefSeq lists its product as uncharacterized. The transcript has a single exon. The record is from RefSeq and is a predicted model, not a curated record. The coding region runs from base 1 to 987 and encodes 328 amino acids. NCBI's taxonomy places the organism in Eukaryota, Fungi, Ascomycota, Dothideomycetes, Pleosporales, Sporormiaceae.
AUGCUGGUCACUGACCAUCACUGCAUUGCUGUAAGGCCACCUAUAUACAAUGUAAGUUCAACUUUGUCAAUAAAGGACACUGUUGGCGAACUAAAGUUGGGAGAACCUUUCACGGUCAACCUUUCACAGUCAUUGUACGGCCACACACAGGCCUUGCUAUAUAAUCUUGUCUACCCCAUGAGAUUCUCAAGACCAUGCUUGAAGAAAACCGCAACCCAACCCGAGAACGUAACCCAAUCCGGCUUCCCAAAACCAACGUUUUUAUUGUCGAUGUCUUCCUCAAAGUCCCCCACCACCGCACUCGCUAAUACACCGCACCUACCAGAUGAAAUCAAAUUCAAGAUUCUCAAGGAGUUGUUCGAUGAUUCAGUUCUUAGGGGUUCAGAGUUCCUGAGGUUUGAGAGAAAGUGGGCAGACUCCCUACUCAAACUGCCUGGCUGGGCUCACUUGGUCCCAGAGGCGGUAUAUGGCGACAAAAGGGUAAUCCUUGAGAUGAUGUUCAAAGACUUCACGGAACCAGAUAGGAGGGCCAUAUACGUGUUCCCGUAUCCGCCGCCCCUUGCCGCUCAACAUAUCCGCAUACUGCAGCUCCGCUUCAAUGGCUACACGGGCAUCUCGGACCAUUCUAGGGUCCCGGCUGCAAUGGUGAGAUUCCUGCGAAGACUCCAGGCAGGGCAGCUGGGGUUUGAUAACCUCGAGCUGCUUCGUGUGGUUGUCAAUCAUGGCGUCGAGCUGCCAAAGAAGAGAGGAUUUCAUAGGAAAUUCGUAAGGGACUUCUCUAGACUGCGCCCAUUCCACUUCGAAGCGGACAAGUUGGAGGUUGAGAUGAAUUACCACAUUUGUGAAAAUUCAUGUUAUAUGUAUAGAGAUCGUCUCAUCUGCGAAUUGAUCGCGCGGCUGAGAGCCCAACUCACCGACGGACACAAUUCGUGGGACGACCCUGAAACGGAAACUGGCGCUUCCCAUGAGGACGAGGAGGAAGCAUAA